Messenger RNA from Rhodamnia argentea, 2130 nucleotides. RefSeq lists its product as uncharacterized. Lineage: Eukaryota; Viridiplantae; Streptophyta; Magnoliopsida; Myrtales; Myrtaceae. The coding region runs from base 297 to 1904 and encodes 535 amino acids. Gene Ontology annotation, molecular function: acetylglucosaminyltransferase activity. The record is from RefSeq and is a predicted model, not a curated record. The transcript has 5 exons.
CUCUCCGACUCUCUUCGUCGCCGUCGUCGUCGCCGUCGUCAUCACUGGAAUCGUCCAUUUUUCUUUUGUUUACUCAUCGUUAUCUCUUCGUUCGUGUUGUAUCUUCCUCCGUUUUUAUUUUCCCCCUUCAAUUCCAUGAAUCGAUUCUGAAGCCACCGGCGCGAAGCUCCCCGAAUCCGAUCAAGAAGCCCACGAAAUCUCACGACAAUGCAAAACCCCUGAUUCCGAAUGCCCAGCGACGACAUUGAUAGAUUGGGUGCAGGUCCUUCUUAUUCUUCUUCUUCUUUCUCGCCAGAAUGAAGGCGACCCAGAAAGAUUCAGGGAGAAUGGCCUUCUGGGACCAGAUGAGAGUGCCGCCGCCCGGGACCCCGACCGCCGUGCCCGGCAUCGGCGGCUCGCAAGCUCGAGCGCUGCCGAAGCUUAUGGUGUGGCUCAUCCUCUUCGUGUCCGUCACCUACGUCGUCUACACCCUGAAGCUCGUCUCCUCCUCCCGCGCCUGCGUCGACAGCGAGCCCUUCUCCACCUCCCGCCGCCUCACCUCCUCCUCCUCCUCCUCCACCGACGGUCCCUCCUCCUCCUCCUCGGCCGCCGCCGCCACAAACUCAUCGCUCUCCUCCUCGCUGUCGGCUCGCAGCGCCACGGCCCUCGCCGAAUCGGGGCAUAGGACGGAGCUCCGGCACGUCGUGUUCGGAAUCGCCGCCUCGGCUAAGCUCUGGGAACAGAGGAAGAACUACAUCAAGCUGUGGUUCAAGCCGGAGGAGAUGAGAGGCAUAGUGUGGCUGGACAGGGCGGUGGCGACGCGCUCCGGCGAGGGUCUCCCACCAGUGAGGAUCUCCGGCAACACUUCCCACUUCAAGUAUACAAACCGGCAGGGCCACCGGUCGGCGCUGCGGAUCUCGCGGAUCGUCUCGGAGACGCUCCGCCUGGGCCUGAAGGACGUGCGGUGGUUCGUGAUGGGCGAUGACGACACGGUGUUCGUCGCCGAGAACCUGCUCCGGGUGCUCCGGAAGUACGACCACCGGCAGUACUACUACAUCGGGAGCCUGUCUGAGAGCCACCUGCAGAACAUAUACUUCUCGUAUGGGAUGGCGUACGGCGGCGGCGGGUUCGCGAUCAGCUACCCCCUCGCGGUGGCCCUGGAGCGGGUGCAGGACCGGUGCAUCCAGCGGUACCCGGGUCUCUACGGCUCCGACGAUCGGAUCCAGGCGUGCAUGGCGGAGAUCGGCGUCCCCCUCACCAAGGAGCUAGGGUUUCACCAGUACGAUGUGUAUGGCAACCUGUUCGGGCUCCUCGCCGCCCACCCGGUCGCGCCCUUGGUUUCCCUCCACCAUCUCGACGUGGUGGAGCCCAUCUUCCCGAACGUCACCCGGGUCCAAGCCCUCCAGCGGCUCGCGGUGCCGAUGAAGCUAGACUCGGCCGGCCUGAUGCAGCAGUCCAUUUGCUAUGACAAGGCGAGGAGCUGGACCGUCUCCGUGUCCUGGGGCUUUGCGGUCCAGAUCUUCCGCGGCGUCUUCUCGCCCCGAGAGAUCGAGAUGCCCUCGAGGACCUUCCUGAACUGGUACCGGAAGGCGGACUACACGGCGUACGCGUUCAACACCCGGCCGGUCAGCCGGAACCCGUGCCAGAAGCCCUUUGUGUUCUACCUGUCGAACGCGAGGUUCGACUCGCCGACGAACCGGACGGUGAGCGAGUACCUCCGGCACCGGGUGCCCAAUCCUCAUUGCAGGUGGAAGAUGGCGAAUCCGGAGGCCUUGGACUACGUGGUGGUCCGCAAGAAGCCCGAUCCCAGCUUGUGGGACAGAUCGCCGAGAAGGAACUGUUGCCGCGUGGUGAGCUCGAAGAGGAAAGGGAGCAUGGUGGUGGACGUCGGCGUGUGUAAGGAAGGCGAGAUCAGUGAAAUCUAGGGGUCUCUUAGGAAUUUGGUUAGCCUCUCCAAAUUCUAUUUCUAAAGUCUGCUAAUUGUUUAAUUAAGAUCCCUCUUUGAUCAUUCAUCAAGUUUGCCAAUUUUGUAAGGAUGUCCCUCCACAAGCGGGCACGAUUCGUCAAUUAGGGAAAAAGUUGCCAGUGUACAAAAGCCGUAGAUUACACAUUUGAGAAAGUGUACCAUUUUGCCCUUUUGUUGGUCGGAAA